Messenger RNA from Pocillopora verrucosa, 1889 nucleotides. RefSeq names its product mastermind-like protein 2. Lineage: Eukaryota; Metazoa; Cnidaria; Anthozoa; Scleractinia; Pocilloporidae. The record is from RefSeq and is a predicted model, not a curated record.
AGUGAUUUCUGGCUGUUCGCACCUCUAAAAACAUUUAUCUUUUUUCUUUCUUUCUUCUCGAAAGAAAGAAAGAUGCGAACAGACUGGAAGAUUGUUUCAGUCGUCUUCCUGGCAGCGGUUUUAAGUCUCCAAUGCGUGGAUUCUAAAAAGGCUACGAAAACGAAGUUACUUAAGAAGUUACGGCAUAAUGGACACAUGAAAGCCCAUGCUGCUCAUCAAAGGAGUCUCACUGGCGAAAAGAAAAACGCAGUGCAGCCUACAAAUGAUCAAGUUGCGGCGAUGCAAAACCCGGAGAGUUUACAACCCAGUGAAACGGAAGAACUAAACCAGCUGCAGAACUAUAACAAGCAGUAUAUCAACAACGAAAUGGCAGCCGAGACGGCUCUACUAGCAGAUCAAGGAAUUGAUGAUGACUCAGCAUUAAAGAUCUCCAACAUGGCAGCUUUACCCAAUGGAAUGCCUCCAGGAGCUAAUGCUGCUAUUAAAGCCAAGAUCAGUAGUAGCAGUGCGCAUACUCCCCAGGAUCAGUCAGCUGGACAACCGCAGAACUUAAACACUGGCUAUGAUCCAAAUGCUUACUUGUAUGACGCAAACUCUUGGCCAGAGUACACCAUCCACGAUUCAGAUUACAGUCACUUCCGGUCAGUGGAAAUGAACAACAUGAAUGGUGAGAACACAGAUAUGCCGCCACAGUACAACAAGCCUGACGGACAUCCUGACUUCCAGAAUAUGGCGAAUGAUGAAAAAAUAGAAUUUCAGGGACAGAAAUUCCAGCAAGAAAAAGGUGAAGAUUCUGAAUCGCUCAAUGACGAAAUGAAGCAAGAGGAUGGGGAGGAGUUUCAGAAGAAACCGUCAAGCGAGGGAAGCCCGGCAACGCAUAAAGUUAGUAGUGAGGGAGAUGUAAAUGACGCGAAGCCCGCUGUUAACAGCGGUGCCACUGAAGGAAGCAAAUCUGAGAGUAGCCCAAAGCCACAAGUCACUCCGUCUCAACAGAAACCGCAAGUGGUAGUGCAUAAUGCUGAAGAUGACGCUGCUCCCGCGAAAGAUGCACCUUCGCAAAAGCAGCUACAACAACAACAGCAGCAGCAGCAGCAAACUCAAAAACAGCCGCAAGUGAAGACUUCUCCUGCAAAGAUUGCUGCAUCUGUGGCAGAGGCGGCGGCCUCACUGCCUCCCAAGGCCAUUGCUUCUUUAGUGAGUAGUCUGGUCGGUGGCGGGAAAAUUGUUACAUCAGGUCAAGUCCAGGAACAAAGUCAAGCGAAAGGUCAAGGUCAGGGUCAAAGUAAAGGUCAAGGUCAAGGUCAAGGUCAAGCUAGGAGUGCAGCUCAGUCCCUCAUACCUCAAGACAUUAAUCCGGCGCAAGAACAAACCACAAUAGCUACGCAGUUACACGUUGUUGCGAAGCCAAAGAGACGAUUAUAAGAUUACUAUCUAGCUAAUUAUUUCGUAGUCUCUAGUGAAACAGAGGGAGUGUCAGCAAAUAAAAAGAUCUUUGUUCACUUGGAAGUCAAAUACCAGAUAACCUCACCUUCUCCAGACGGGGCCGAAUGACCAAUCUUUUCAAUUGGCAAGCUGAACUCAAUGUUGCAGAACAAUGAUUUGUACAUUAACUCCAUACAUCAUGAAGAUAAGUGUAGUAUCAUUUAACUUCGUACAUAACUUAAUUUGAAGCAGCUGUUUUAGUUACACAUGUGUAAUAACCAACGUUCAGUUUGCCUGGUCAAACAACACUACUUGUCAGAGCACGGUAUCAUUAAUUUGCCAUAAGGAAGCUCAAGGCUAAUAUACAUAGGGCUAAAACUUGUUAUGAGAGAAAACACGUUUUAUUAUUGUAUCCAAAUCUAAAUUCUUCUGACGGCGUUGAUUGGUAAAUAAAAGAGUAUUGGUGG